Messenger RNA from Talpa occidentalis (Iberian mole), 7342 nucleotides. It is a transcript of the gene SNX30, whose product is annotated as sorting nexin family member 30. The transcript has 9 exons. Gene Ontology annotation, molecular function: phosphatidylinositol binding. The coding region runs from base 1 to 1314 and encodes 437 amino acids. Lineage: Eukaryota; Metazoa; Chordata; Mammalia; Eulipotyphla; Talpidae. The record is from RefSeq and is a predicted model, not a curated record.
AUGUCGGGCGGGCCCCCCAAGGCCCUGCCGUCCACGGGGCCCCACUCCCUGCGCGACAUGCCGCACCCGCUGGCCGGCUCCAGCAGCGAGGAGGCCGUGGGCGGCGACAGCACGCCCAGCCCGGACCUGCUGAUGACCCGCAGCUUCGGCGACAAGGACCUCAUUUUGCCCAAUGGUGGAACUCCAGCAGGCACUUCAAGUCCAGCUUCCUCAUCUUCCCUUCUCAACAGACUUCAACUUGAUGAUGAUAUGGAUGGUGAGACCAGAGAUCUCUUUGUCACGGUGGAUGAUCCCAAGAAGCAUGUCUGUACCAUGGAGACCUACAUCACGUACAGGAUCACCACCAAAAGUACCCGGGUGGAGUUCGACCUGCCAGAAUAUUCUGUUCGUCGAAGAUAUCAGGAUUUUGACUGGUUGAGAAACAAACUAGAAGAAUCCCAGCCCACUCAUCUCAUUCCCCCUCUUCCUGAGAAGUUUGUCGUGAAAGGUGUUGUAGAUCGUUUUUCAGAGGAGUUCGUGGAGACCAGAAGGAAAGCUCUGGAUAAAUUCCUGAAAAGAAUUGCCGAUCAUCCCGUGCUCUCUUUCAAUGAACACUUUAAUGUUUUCCUUACUGCUAAGGACCUGAAUGCCUACAAGAAGCAAGGGAUGGCACUGCUGACCAGAGUGGGCGAGUCAGUCAAGCACGUCACUGGAGGAUACAAGUUGAGGAGUCGGCCUCUUGAGUUUGCAGCCAUCGGUGAAUACUUAGAUACAUUUGCACUCAAACUGGGAACCAUUGACCGAAUAGCUCAGCGGAUCAUCAAAGAAGAAAUAGAGUACCUUGUGGAGCUGAGAGAAUAUGGGCCUGUGUACUCCACGUGGAGUGCGUUAGAGGGCGAGCUGGCGGAACCCCUGGAGGGCGUGUCUGCUUGCAUCGGCAAUUGCUCUACAGCCUUGGAAGAGCUGACAGACGACAUGACGGAAGACUUUCUACCUGUGCUCAGGGAAUAUAUUUUAUAUUCUGACUGCAUGAAGAGCGUGUUGAAGAAGAGGGACCAAGUGCAAGCAGAGUACGAAGCCAAACUGGAAGCUGUGGUUCUGAGAAAGGAAGACCGGCCCAAGGUGCCUGCAGAUGUUGAGAAAUGUCAGGACCGGAUGGAGUGUUUCAACGCCGAUCUGAAGGCUGACAUGGAGCGGUGGCAGAACAACAAGAGGCAGGACUUCCGGCAGCUGCUGAUGGGGAUGGCAGACAAGAACAUCCAGUAUUAUGAGAAGUGCCUCAUGGCGUGGGAGUCUAUUAUUCCACUGUUGCAGGAGAAGCAAGAGGCCAAGUAAGUUUCUUCUUGGGACAGAGACUCUUCUACCUACUACAUGGGGUACAGCACCCCACACCGGAAUGUCCCUGCUGUACCAGAGGCAGCGCACUGGGAAAACAACCACAGAAACAUCUCUCCUUUGUGUAUUUUUUUCCUCCCUUCCCCUUCCUUUGUCUGACAGUUAUUUUCAACUAGUAUUUAUUCCUUCAUGGAGUCUAUAAGGCUAUAAUCAUCUCUCAGCAAAAAAAGCAUACCUCCAUGUUGUGAAGGAACCGAAUGGAACACUAUGAAGAUUCAAGACCCGGGGUCAAGACAGCCCGUGGCAGACGUUCUGCCAUCUCAUGACAGUUUACACUACAGGACAGUGGAGUUGCCUAUUGCGGGAGAGAACCCAGAUCCGCCUGAGCAGAAGCUCUUGCUCUCUUUGGCUACUUGGCGGCUCUGAAAUUGACCUCCAUGGGCACUGACUUGUCUCAGCUUAGAAGGAGGGGGAUGCAUCUCUGUGUGAAGUUCUUAAUGUUCAGUGGUCUGUACCUGUGAGCGUGGCCUGCACCUGCUUGUGAUGAGGACACCUGUUUUAUGGUUCCUGGUUCAUACCUGGCCAUUUAACUCUGUGCCUCUGUGCAUCCAUGGCAGCAUGAGCAGGCCAGCAUCCUUGUCUUUAUGCCUUGGGAAGCUAUGGGAGGGGGGGUUGCUCCCCGGCUCCCCAAACUUGUUUCUGACACUAGAAUGCAGUAGAUUGGAAAUUGUCUUUGUGUAAAAUGAAAAAAAGGUGCAUUUUUCUUUGUGAAGCUCUUCAAUGUUUUUCUUUGGCUUGUCACAUGUCAUUGGAGUAGAGACUAGGCCAGUCAGGGGGUGUCUGUGGUCGUGAAGUCAGCAGCGCCCAGGUUGCUGAGAUCUGUGGGCAUAUACCAAACCCACCUCUGCCGCCUGCUUUGUGCAAUUUGCCUUUACCUCACCAAAAAUUCUAGCUUAAUGUUUUCUGUCAUGUCCACUGAGUGUUAGGCAGCUUUUUGGUGAGAGGCUAGUAUGUUGUUACGACACUGUCGAGAUUGGUAAACUCAGUGUGAAUGUUCUACAUAAAGUGCUUUAACUAAGUAUUUCCUGGUCAGGAGGAAAGGUCAGCACCUGGACAGGCCUGCCAGGUGAUAAGGGCAGCAGCAGCUCUUGGCUGCUAAGUUAGAAGCCUCAAUUUGUGGCCUAAUUCCUGAGGGCUGCUGGCUGCAGCUAACGUCAUUUCAAACUGUGACCAGGUUUACUUUUCAAAUCAACACGGAACAGGCAGGCCAAAAGGAUCUGUCUUCUAGCUCAUUUUUUUCCUCCUGAAGUGAAGCUACAUGUAAUUUCUGGCCCCUCAUUUUAUGCUCAUCCCCAUAAAAUCACACAUCCGAGCCUCCAGUAAAUGGUUUAAUGGAACAGUGGUGCUGAGGCGCGGCUGCCUAGGCAGGUUAACCUGCAAACGUCCGUCGGCGCGCAGCGUGUGGAAGGCACUUGAUUCUCCUUCUCACCACUGACUUGACCUUGCAUUAGCUCUAGCUGGGAGGCUGUUGGGAUGAUAAUUGGAUGGCACAGAAUGGUUUGGUUCUGUUUAUCAUGUCUGAAAAAGUUGCAGUUUAAAAUAUAAUUUUGAUAACAGUUGGUACUGUUAGACCCCAUCCGUGCCAUGCCCAGAUCCUUUGAUGUGAAUUUUCAGUGUGGUACAAUUAGAAAUGUUUCACUAGGCAGAAGGGUAGGGACAGUCCCUCUGCCCCGAGUGAUGAUUCAGUGUUUCAUUCUACCUCUGAACCAUCGUGUUGCUGUGGGUCUGGAUGGGUGGUCCAGCCUGACAUAAUUGGGGGACAUGUCUAAUAGUGGGUUGAUGGCUCUCUGUGAAUACCUGGCAGAAGACAUGACUAAUCCAGCAGCAAAUACUCACCUUGGUUAGGUGUGAAGCCAGCCUUGCCUUGUGGAAAUGUGCUUUUAAAAUGUCAGUGUAAAGAAUGCUGGAAAGAACUGUGAAAAAGGUUACAGCAAGAUCAGAGUCUGUUGCUAGUUGCCAAAGUCCAGGGACAUUCCCAUGGAAGUAUUAGUUGGGAAAGAAGGCAGCCUUUCAAAAAAAAAAAAAAAAAAAAAAAACCACAAAACCCAUUAGUUUCCAUGCUGGGCUAUACGGGGAGGAGACUGGGGGACACAGUCAUUCGCUCUCAUUAUUGAAGGCAAAAGGAUUCGAGCCUCUUGGGAUUUUCCUUCUCUGUUUGGUCCCCAUGUGAUGUUCCUAUGCUUUAAGACACCAGGGGAGGCGGGGAGCCUGGAGCAAAACAACCUGGUCCCCCAGCAUCGGUAGUGGAGCUGGGAAGCAAGUGAAUGGUGCAGACUUCCUUGGAAAAAUGAUCUUUCUAGAGAAGGGACUCUUGUCCCUUUCUUGACUUGAUGAGGGGAGGAGGCUGACCCAGAAGGAAGGGAGUUGCAGUUCGUGAAGGAGACUCUCCAGCCCUUCCCACCUGCAAGGCCCCGUUGGGCCCCUGGGGGGUCGGCAUCCCCAAGCCUUGCCCUUUUCAUGGAUCAGCACAAUGGUGGUUCCCUAUGAGAAGUUUAACUCAGAGACUUCUGUGCCAAAGACUACCUCCCAGAGGCUUCCUCACCCCGUCCUUCCAGGCUCCACAGAAUCGAGGUGCUGAGAUCACUGGCUUCUCCCUAGUUUUUAUUUUCCAGGAGAUCUAGGCCUGAGGACAUGCCUUACCUCGGGCAGACAGACAUGGACAGGUUUUGAGACUCAAGUCUUGGCAGAGGAAUGAGUGUCAUUCCUUCAACUGCCCUUGCAGCCUGGGAAGUGAAAGGUUUCAUUCACUCAGCUUAAAAACCUAGGAGAGGGCUGAAGAGAGUUCUUAGAAACACUGAGCUGGCUAUGGCCCUGAAGAACAUGUGUGUGGUCUUAGCAAGUGUGCACACACCGCUCCUGUUCACACUCUAGCUCCUCUCUUGGAACGAGGAGCCUCUCCACUAAGGCAGCAGGGAACAUGCUCCACAUCUGGACUCGGGGUUGGGCUUUAUCCUUUAAUAAGCCUUCAGAGUGAUUCCUGGUGAACUCAGAUCGGUGUGAUUAUGGAGGCAGCCAGCUCGUAUUUCCCGGUGCUGCUGCUUAGCUUCACCAGAUACCUUUCUUGAGCUGAAAAACAAAAACCAGCAUGACUCCGGAGAUCAGGGUGAAUGAAACAGAAGUUUGUCUUGCCAAAUCUCAGCCACACCCAGAGGGCGCUGUCCAUGUUGAUUUGAAUAUGUUUUCUCGGUGGCCAUCCACGUGAGAAAACUGCAAACUUGCUCCUUGUUUCUUAUGAGGUUGCCUCUAGUGAUGGGACCAUGGGAAGUCCUACUUUAGUGUGAGGGCAUGAUGGCUGAGUCACUGUCUGUGAGUGAGGUUUCUCUCUCAGAUGAAAUCAGCUCCAGAACACCCAGAGUUCUUUUGAGUUGGCCCUGCAGUGUGGCGUUGACACCGCUGGCCCCUGGCUCUGACUCAGCACCAUUCAUCAGGCUGCAGAAUAAUCAUCCUAUGCACUGUAUUCCAAGCAGCCGGGGCAGACGCCAGCUAGGGCUAAGGCCUGUAUAGACUCAUCUGUUUGGGUCUUGCAGUGGGGAGACCAGGUUCUGUUCUGCCCUAAACAGUGCUUCUGCUCAGAAAAUGGGCCUCUUGUGAUCAGGGCAGGGCAUCCCGGUGCUGAACCCUGCCUUCCUAGACACCUAAUUUCAGGGCCUGUGGAAACUGGGUAACCUAUUGAGAAGACAGAGGUAACAUGUUGGAGCCACCCUCAUUUACAAAAUGAUGCUGGGAAUUUGGGUUGGCCUCCUACUUUCAAAAGUCCACAGGAAGGUCACAGCUGGGACAUACCCGCUCACUUCUUAGACUCAUUCUUUUCAGAGGGCAGGUGGCAUUUAUCUGUAAAUUUGAGGAAAAUGUCAUCCCUUGAGCCAGAUUUACAGAUGGCGCUGGGUGUGCUGGAGUUCUCUUUCUCGUAGUUCUUAAUAGUGAAUAAGCCAGGAACCUGAUUUUCCAUCAGCCCUCCCUGGACCUGGUUUGUUUUUUCAUUUGAAGGAUGUCUGCUCUCUGUCUAGGUACACAGAUUAGAGCACACGCAAAACCCUCUAGACUAGCAGAGAUGGAGGGGGCUUAGUUGCAGGAGAUUUGACUGAUCUUCCUUAAUCAUUCAUGUUUGAAAUGCAUCCUGGGUACGGCGGUCUAACCCUUUUAUGUGGCAGAAGAAUUUGUUAUCCAGGUAGCUUUUACUACUACAGAUAGAUUGUAAAUAAAUACUUUGAAAGAAAUGACUUUAACAGACCAACAAGAUAAUUGGUUUGUUAAACAUCCCGUGUAUUUAACACUUGAAAACCAACAAAUUCAGACUUUUGAAAAUGCCACAGACUGUUAAAAGCCUAAGUCUACUUUUUGAGAAUUGUUCAACAACUAUUAACAUACGCCUUAUUCUUCAACUAGUGUUUUUUCAAUUCUCGACAGAAGGAGUUUUCAAAAAAGCAUUCAGUCAUUCAGCUUAAAUGCUAAGCUCGGACACAGCCGGUUCUCAGUCCUCUUCAAGAAAGACACAAGAACGUGAGGGUCAAAAUUAGGAUUGCCUUUUGGGAGGAAAAAGCUAAGGAUUGCUAUUGCCAAAUAAUAUUUUUGAUAAUGUAAGGAAAUACAGGGACCACGAACAUGUUUAGUUUGUCUGUUUUGAAGUGUGAAAGAUUAAUUUAGUGCCUCCUGGCACAUUGUGACUGUAGAGGGCAUGAGGAAUCAGCAUUGACAAAUCACACAGAUACAAAGAAUUCUCUAGAUUAGGACAAUAUUAAAAGGUUUACCCCGAUUCCACAAAAUAGCUUUUUAAAAGAUACUGUGGGGACUCAGAGCAGCUUGUUUCAAAUAGAAAUCCUCCACAGGUCAAAAUAAAUGCCAAAACCAAAACAAAUUAUGUUGACUGAUGGAACUUUGUCCAUUUUAACAGAGCCUUUAAGAUUGAGACCAGCGAUUGUGUGUUGCACCCACCUCCCCCAGCAGCACUGUCCCCACUGGGCCAAGAUGGGCAUCCUGUGGGCCAGGUUGGAGCUGGUCACACCUGUUCACACCUGUUCACACCCCUGUUUGGCAGGCUGGUUUAGUUUCAGACCAACCCUGCAGUCACAAUGAUACUGGAAGGAGGAAAGGGAGAAUCAUGUCUUUUUCCAGUGUGGAAAUGGGGAGAGGAAGGUAGAUUUCAAACAAAAAUGUGAAUCGCUAUGAUGAAGCGACACCUGUAUCAGCCAGGCCUUCAUCAGAUAACUAACCAGCAGCUCAUAGCGCAGCAUGCUCACCUGGUCCUAUCCAGUAGACGGUCCUGUCCAGUAGACACCCUUCCACUGGCCCCAUGUGCCUGGUUCCCUGAUGUCCUUGAGCUGGGAAUGCCUGGAGAGAUGAUGUGCAUCUGAUAUAUUCCCAUGAAAUCAACUGCCAGCAAACUUUCUAACUUGUAUUUUAACAGUUUAAAAAGAGAUUUAAAAACUUUUGCUUAAGUCAGGUCCAAAUGAUGGAAUGUGCUUCUUAUUUUUAGAAAUCAUUCUUUACAUUUAAAAAUUAAAAAAAAAACCCUCUGAAGUAUUGAUCAAGUCCUCUGUUUUCUCCACAUUGCCAUUAAGCCAAAACAAAAGCUAUGAAAAAAAAAAGUGCUCCCGAAUGUGUGUAGAUGAGAUGUGCUUUACUUUCAGGUGGAGUCUUUGUUUCGUGAUGCCACCAACCUUCAAAAAGAAUGUUCCCUCUUCCCCCUUGUUAUGGAACCCAGAGACUGUCAAGAGGAAAAAAAAAUUUUUUUCGUUGCAUUUUUGAUGCUGGCACGAGGUUUUUGUCCACUUUUUUCCAUAUAUCUGUGUAUAAAAAAUUCUGUUCAUUGUUUACUAUGGGAUUAGUAUUACAUUUUGAGGUAAACAAAAGAAUUUGUAUUGCUUGAUAAACUAUUAGCUUGUAAAUUUGAAAAGGUUUCUUUACCUCUAUUAACUUAAAGUAAUGGACCAAUAAACCUAUAAAAGAUGCUUUCUUUAUCAUGUGUCGU